AUGGACUCCUCUGAUUUGACCCAUCCGAACGCCAAAGAGGUCAACGCCUCAUUUCCCACACAGCGAUCUUCAUUCUCCUAUUCGUCUGGUAAUGAACCAAGACGCAUGUCUUCUUUCGGUACACAGAAACAUGCGCCUGUAGCGCCUGGCCAAGAGCAACUGCAGUCGGUCAACGAAUCAACUCCCAUAGUGAAGAGAUCUGAGUCAUCCAGACGACAGUAUCACUCAACGGAUAGUCUGAGGAAUCGAGAUUCGGGUUCUGGGGAUGCACCUCGAAAGGACUCGACGCAACGGGACUCAGGUGAUGAUCACCAAAAUCCACAAUCAAACUCGGCGCCGAAGGCUUCAUGGUAUAGCCGCAUGGCAGACAGAUACGGAAGUCUAGAGCUUGAAAAUAAGGGGAGUGUUGCUCGAGAUCAUCUGGCUUUGGAGCGAACUUUUCUUGCAUGGCUGAGGACAUCCCUUGCUUUUGCGUCUAUCGGAAUUGCGGUGACACAGCUGUUCCGUUUGAACACUGCUUCUACUGGGAACACAUCGGGCGCUGAAGCUUCGUCACAUGGCCUUCCGCCACUUCUGUCGCCUCCAUUUUACGAUCCGGCCGCCAUUCGAGCCACCUCCACUUCUGCACGUCUUCGCAGUAUAGGUAAACCGCUCGGGACAACAUUUAUCGGCGUUGCCAUUCUUAUUCUCCUGGUGGGCUUCCAUCGUUACUUCGAGAGUCAGUACUGGAUUAUCCGGGGUAAAUUCCCAGCCAGCCGUGGCAGCAUAGCCUUGAUCGCUUUUGUAGCCGCAGCACUGAUCAUAGCCGCUUUGGUCGUUAUUCUUGCUAUAUCUCCAAAUGCAGUUGAAGAUCCCCAGCGUGCCAUUGGGUACCUCCAAAUAGAAUGCGCCUGUCAGCGAUUCAAUAUAUCGGAGAAAUGCAAACCAAACUAUGGAGGUUGCGUCGACGGACGACGCUCCGUUCCUAUCGAACUUCUGGACGUUGCAGGUCUGGUACCUGGAGCGCAUCAAGGACGGGGACUAGGCAAUAAGUUCUUAGAUGACUUGCGUCAUGCAGAUGCUUUGAUCCAUGUGGUGGACGUUAGCGGGACAACAGAUGCAGAAGGCAAAGCAACACGAGGGUAUGACCCUUCACAAGACAUUGAAUGGCUUCGGUCCGAAAUUGUGCGAUGGGUACUAGGAAACUUGAUGCAGAAGUGGGGCUCAAUCAAGAGGAGACAUGUCGCAAUUAAGUCGACGGCAGUAGACACUUUGCAAAACCAAUUUUCUGGGUAUGGGAGUACAACAUCGAUUGUUGCAAGAUGUUUAGACCGAAUAGGGCUUAAAGAGCCUCUUGAAAACUGGUCAGAGGAAACGAUCGAACGGGUUGUGGAAUCUUUCAUUGAGGAAAAGUUCCCCACCGUGUUUGCCUUGAAUAAAAUUGAUCAUCCCGAUGCCGACAAGAAUAUCAGUAAAAUCGCCAAGAUGCAAGAUCCGAAAUCCAUCGUCCUCUGCUCCGCCAUUUCAGAAGUGUUUCUUCGGAGAUUAGCAAAACAAAAUUAUAUCAAAUACAUAGAGGGCAGCGAAUAUCUAGAUACAAGGGAAGAUCUCAUAGACAUGGGCGAUCCUGACGGGGGCGGCUUGAAGGAGAUGGACGAGAAACUGAAGAACCGCGUCGAAAACCUGAAAGACAUGGUACUUUAUCGCUUCGGGUCAACGGGGGUGGUCCAAUGCCUUACACGAGCAGCAGAACUCUUGGGGCUUGUACCGGUGUUCCCUGUUAGAAAUGUACAUACGUUUGCGUCUGGCGCUGGCAGUGCUGUGUUUCGAGAUUGUGUUUUGGUCAAGAAAAAUAGCACCGUAGGUGAUGUCGCUCAUAAAGUCAUGGGUGAUGUGCCAAUUUCCUACAUUGAGGGUGUUGGUGGCAUCCGAGUCUCGGAAGACGAAAUCGUUCAAGUCGGAAGGCAUGAUGUGCUCAGCUUCAAGCCCGGCCGGUAA
This is a messenger RNA of Aspergillus tanneri, 1977 nucleotides long. RefSeq lists its product as uncharacterized. Gene Ontology annotation, molecular function: GTP binding. The record is from RefSeq and is a predicted model, not a curated record. NCBI's taxonomy places the organism in Eukaryota, Fungi, Ascomycota, Eurotiomycetes, Eurotiales, Aspergillaceae. The transcript is spliced from 10 exons. The coding region runs from base 1 to 1977 and encodes 658 amino acids.